Messenger RNA from Owenia fusiformis, 1068 nucleotides. The record is from the annotation of a GenBank genome assembly. NCBI's taxonomy places the organism in Eukaryota, Metazoa, Annelida, Polychaeta, Sabellida, Oweniidae.
AUUAGUUCUCAUAAUUAGAUACUUCGGUGUUGCCAGGAAGGAUAUUUCGAUAAGGUAUAAUUACUGUGUGAGUGGGAAUGUGGCUGCAGAUAAAGCUGGAUGCAAUCGUGCAUUCGUGAUGUAGAUGCAAACAAUGAAAUGAAAUCCAGAUAUAAAAUCCGAUACCACGAAUAGAAAAUCACUAAUUGGAAAAUAACUUGAGAAAGGAGGACAAUUGUUGAGUUGGAUGGUAUUUAUAUUCUACAAAAGAGGUGAUAAAUUAACAUAAAAAACUUCAAAGUUCAUAGACAUUCUACAGACACCAUGAAGGAUAUGUUGCAGCUUGUUAUAGUUUGGCUGUUAACUGUCACUGCCGCUGUAGCCUUCUCGGUUCAGUUCCCGUACGAAGACGCCGACUCUGAAGACAAUUCGCUACUAGCAGCUGUGAACAAACGUCGAUUCUACGCCAGAUCAAGUGCAUGCAGCUGUUGCAGCGCUACCCAAGACUUCCGCUGCUGUGGCGAAUGUCCACAAAUGCCCUAUUAUAGCGGGUAUAUUUUGGGCAAACGCAGUAUUGAACCAGUGGAGGAAGAACGCGACAUCAAUGACAUUGACGCUCAGAGCGAGAGCAAACGCAGCUAUAUUGACUGUAAAUGCUGCUCCCUUACUGGAAACAGGACAUGUUGUAGACGAUGCCAAAACAUCACCCCCUUCUUUUACAAUACUUACAAAAAACGAUUUUCAUUUUUCAAUAGGGAAUCGAGUGAUCCUUGCUCAGAAUGCCAGAGCACGUAUAAUCCAAAAAGCUGCAUUUUAUGCAACAGUCUUAUCAUGGGCAGGAAAUAGGUUAAAUGACAUUCGAUUGAUACGUACAGUAUGAUCGAUGGAUAGCACGAUAAUGUUUUUUAUUUGAACACUUCAUUUGAAAGUUGUGUUAUUACAGCUGCAUGCGAAAAGAGGGGAUGUGCCCUCUUUUAGUUUUAUCGUUGCAUUAGUCUUGUUGGCGUUGUAACAUAGUUUUAAUUGCAGAGUUAUCUCAGAAGUCUGCUUUAGUGUAAAAUGAGAGCUAGUCAAUAAAGUUAUACUGCC